This is a messenger RNA of Parastagonospora nodorum SN15, 678 nucleotides long. RefSeq lists its product as hypothetical. NCBI's taxonomy places the organism in Eukaryota, Fungi, Ascomycota, Dothideomycetes, Pleosporales, Phaeosphaeriaceae. Gene Ontology annotation, molecular function: transcription cis-regulatory region binding; DNA-binding transcription activator activity, RNA polymerase II-specific. The transcript is spliced from 3 exons. The coding region runs from base 1 to 678 and encodes 225 amino acids. The record is from RefSeq and is a predicted model, not a curated record. Gene Ontology annotation, cellular component: RNA polymerase II transcription regulator complex.
AUGGAUUCGCAAUCGUUUGAAUACUGGAUGGCCCAGGGCAAUUGCAUCGCACCGCCACACCAGACCACGGUGUUCGAGAUGUCACCCGAACUUUCAAAGGUCCCCAGUCUCAGCGGUUCUCCGAUCUCUUCCACCUACGACGCCUUCUCUGCGCCAAUUCAGCCAGCCUACUACCCUCAUAUCGUGGACGAGCAAAUGCAGUUUGGCUCAUAUCCUAUGCCAAUGACACCGUCGGAUUUCGGCUCAGACCACGACAUUCCUUACGGCAGUUCUCCUCCAGCAGCACUUGCCAAACCCGUAUUCACGACCAUACAUGGCUCACCGUCAACGGAGAGGACACCUGUCACGUCCGGUCGACGACGCGCCCAAAACCGAGCUGCCCAACGCGCAUUCCGUGAGCGCAAGGAGAAACACGCUCGCGAUCUUGAGGAACAACUCUCUCUCCUGACCGAUAGAUAUAACAAGCUCGAAGUCUCGCAUUCGGAACUCAACUCUGCGUACGAGAAGCUCAGGAAGACUAUUGAACUUUUGACACAAGACGACGACGCCGAUGGUGAAUACGAAGAAGGGGUGGCGCCGCACAGAAGAAGCAGCAAUUCAGAUACACUUCGGAAGCUGCUCGAAAUCCUACACGGGGAAUUCAAGGUCAUCGCGGCGGUGAAAGCCGAGAGUCCUUGA